AUGCCGCUACGCCGGGUUUAGGUUGCUGCCGCGGCCGCUGGUGGGAAGAGGGGAGUGGCGACCGCUGAGGCUAAAGGAAGCACGGCUGCAGUGGUGGUUGCUGGCGGCGGAGGAGAGGCUGCGCCGCCCGUCUGGUGCCUUAGCCCGGCAGGCGUGUGGAGAGCCUAUAGCUAUGGCUAGGAAGGGCGCUGCUACGGCCGUGUCCGAAUGGCGAAGCACGGAAGGGCGCUCCUGAGGCGUUAGUGGAGCAGAGUUCCCACCGGCCCCUACUGUGGUGUGCCCGGCGUAGCCUGUCCUACCUGCCUGGUGAAGUACCGCCCCCUCUCUCCCUUCACGUCCGCGGCCAGUUGCCCUCGGCUUCCUUAAUGGUUCCCAGACAAGCGCCCUCCACACUGCCUCUAUUGCGCUGCCGCCUGCCUCUCCUUGUGACCUUUCCGCCCCCUCCUCGGUGGGCGAAUGCAAGACCUUACUCUCCUCCCCAACCCCUGUUGCCUCUCGGCGCCUGAUAUUUUGAGCCCCCCCCCCCUUUCCUGCUAUCUUCACUAUUCAGAUCAUGCUAAUGGAUUCAUCCCUGACCAGGUUCCCGCACUUCCAGGUGUCCUCAUGAGGCCGCAUCCUUGGCUUCGCCUCUUGACUUUGCAGCUAGACUGGUAGCCAGUCUGGGGGCAGCUUUUGCCGCCUUCUGGCCUGGAAGUACGGUCGCCGACGCUAGCAGCCGAGGUUAUUAGGGCGCGGUUGUGCCUGUCCUGAAAUAAGAGGAUGCCUCUCUUCAAGAAGGCGUUACGGCUCUCCAAUCGCUCCAUUUUCGUCUUCGUCUUCGUCUUCUCUUUUUCCUCCUCAUGUCUCUAUUUUAUUUACGUGGCUCCUGGAAUAGCAAACACGUAUUUAUUUAUGGUACAAGCACGAGGUAUAAUGCUGAAAGAAAAUGUGAAGACAAUAGGACAUAUGAUCAGACUGUACACAAAUAAGAAUUCUACCCUUAAUGGCACAGAUUACUCUGAAGGAAACAACACACGUGACAGCUUUGCUCAGACUGUUAUGUAUCUUCCAGAAAACUUCAGUUACUCUCCUUGCCAGCCUUGUCCAGAAAAGUUGCCACAUAUGAGAGGCUUUAUUGAUGCCAAUAUGAGUGAAAUCAGUUUGGAGGAAAUUCAGCAGAUGUUUUCAAAAGAUUUAGACAUUGAGCCAGGUGGGCACUGGAAGCCAAAGGACUGUAAACCACGUUGGAAGGUUGCAAUACUCAUCCCUUUUCGCAAUCGCCAUGAACAUCUUCCAAUAUUUUUCCGACACUUGAUACCAGUUUUGCAAAAACAGAGGCUGGAAUUUGCUUUUUAUGUUGUUGAGCAGGUGAGUCUCCCGUAUAAUGAAUUUUUUGGUGGUGUAAGUGGACUAACAGUAGAACAAUUCAAAAAAAUCAAUGGAUUUCCAAAUGCUUUCUGGGGAUGGGGUGGAGAAGAUGAUGACCUUUGGAACAGGGUUCACUAUGUAGGAUACAAUGUAACAAGACCAGAAGGAGAACUAGGGAAGUACAAGUCUAUCCCUCAUCACCACAGAGGAGAAGUUCAGUUCCUAGGACGAUAUAAACUGUUAAGAUAUUCUCGAGAGCGUCAAUACAUUGAUGGAUUAAAUAAUCUAUUAUAUACACCAACCAUUCUUGUCAGCAAACUCUAUACAAAUAUAACAGUAAACCUUAUACCUGAAUUAGCUCCUGUUCAAGAUUAUUGAUGGAAUAGCAGAAUAAAUGACUGGACCAAUAAUUUCUAACAGUGGAAAAUCCUGAUUUGGCGCUAGAAAGUGAAAGACCUUACAUCAGGUGUUUCUUAAGACAACAAAUGUCAGUUGAUUACAGUGUAUGACCCUGUGACAUUUUGGAAAAGAAAUCCUAGUAGCUGCUCCUUAAAAUGUUUACAUGAUGAAAAAAGAAAUGUUCAGACUUGUUUGAUCACAUUUGCUCAACUGAAACCACCGACCACCACUAUAGCUAACAAAUCUUUUCUUUGUUUAGAAUCCAGGAGAAACAACUUCUCCUUGGAGUUGUGCAUUCAGCAAAGUGUAAUUAAAAUGAAAGUUUUUAUAUUUUCUACAUUAUGUGAAUAUCUGUUAUAUCUCUUAUCUCUGCAUGCGCUUAAGAGUAUUUGUUUUUAGUCUCUAAGAUUUUGGCAUGGCGUUCAAGCCGUUGAUUCUAGACAAAGCCUUUAACAGUUUUGUAAUGAAGGACCUAUUUCUAAAUGUUAGCUAGUUAUGACUGUAAAUUGUUACACUAGUUUUGAGCUACAGGAUGCUCAUAUACCUCCUAUAUACAUGAUUCUACCAUUGAUGUUUGUGGGAAUAUUUUAAUGUUUACUCUAUUUAUUACCAGGGCAAUGCCAUGACUCCCUGAUAAUUCUUGAAAUACCAUUGUUUAUGCAUAUUGCAUGUAUAUUACAAAAAUCAAUCCAUCAAGGAUAUUGCAUUUCAUUAUGGUCUUUACCACGUGCCAAUAGUGCUGGUGUGAGAUUUAUGUCUUGUCAAACAAUUAAUUAAGGAUUUUGAUUGCUGUUUCAUAGACUUGUUUUUAAAAAAAGGAAUUUCCUUCCUUUCAGAAUCAAAAGAUCAAAACACUUAUCUUCUUUAGAAGAUAAUACAUAGAUAUGAGUGGCUGUACUAGAAAGAUUCACAUAAUUGCCUUUGGUCUCACUUUAUUCUUAUUAAAGUCAAUAACGCUGGAGUUAGCAUAUGGAGAUACCUUGAAACACCUACAGGACCUCUUACCUAAAAGAGAAUCUGUGCACUUUCUGCAACAAACUAAGAAUCCUUCCUUUAUGACCUUCUUACUGUUUUAUGGACUUGUUGUAAUCUUGUUUCUUUGUGUCCAGCACAUACAGCUGGGUGUGUAUGUUUACCAAUACUUGUGGAAUGGGUAGAGAUUACCACAAAGUAUUUAAUUUUAAUUGAGCACUAACUUAAUAUUUCUGUUUUUUUCUGUUAAUACCAUACAAUUUCUGUUGAAAAUAGAGAGACAGGAAUUACAGGUAUUGAAUGUGAUUAUUUUGCUGACUGUUGCCAUGAUUCAGCAAAAUGAGGACCAAAGAACUGUUUUUGCCCUGAUAACAGAAUGGGGAGUGUGUCAAUAAAGAGUUAUGACAACAACUAACAGAAUAGAAAUAAAAACACCAAUCUUGAUUAGUUUCUCAGCAAAUGUUUGAGAUAUAAAAUGCUUAAAGUAUCAGCAUAACAUUUUAUUGCACACUACUCAUGAUUAGAUGUUAGGAGAAACAUCUAUCAUUCCAAAUAUUUUGCAGAAUUGUAUAUAUUUACUUUUAAAUGUUUAAGCAUCUUACAGAGAUAAAAAUGUGCAGAACUUUUCGAUAAACGUGUAAUAAUAAGGUAUGGCAAAAUCUAGUGUGCAGAAAGUCUUUAGAUCUAAUUCUUGGUUUUCACGAGAUUUGGUCUCUCUCUCAACAUUAAUUUAUGACCUUUUGCAGAGCUAAAACAAUCACCAUAAAAAACAUCUUACCAUGUACUGUUUUCAUUUAACUAUGGCCUUAGUAUUUGAAUGAAAAGGUUUAACUUAAAUGUUGCCCAAUUCUUGCAUAACUUUUAUAAAGUGUCUCUAUUUAAUAUGCCUUUGGGCAUAAUAUUACUUUUUUUUAGCCCAACAGAAAAUGAACCCACAAAAUUUGAUAUGCAAUUUUUUUUGCUUCAUUAUACUAUUAUAUAGUAGAUUUUGCCAUGUGCCUUUAAAGUAGCUUAUGAAUGGAACUGGGAGCAUUCUUGACCCAUGACCUGUACCAUUGACAAACUGAAUUUGCUCUUUUAUUUCUGGCAAUUUGUAAUUUUAAAAACCCUGUAAUUUAGAAUGCAGUUUUCAAGGCUAAAAGAGGAAUGUAUAAUUACACCAAAGCAAGAGCAAACAGUUAAUUAAAUCUGCUUGGAAAAUUAAUGUUAACUUCCUCCAUAUUUUAGGCUAAAAUGGGAGACCACUGACAUGUCUAUAAUCACUUCUCCCUUUGCCUUAGAUCCCCAAGUCUAUUUUUGAAUUUAGUAAGUAUUUAUAUUUUAAUGAUUUAUGUAUAAACUGUAUGAAUUCUUUUUAAAAAAUUAAUACUUACCACACAUAUGAGGAAGUAAACCUAACAUUAUUUCAACUUUCCAAGUGGGAAAUGAGAUGCUUAUUAAAUGAACUGAAACAAUUUCUGCGGAUUGUAAGAAAUCAUGCUAUGAUCCAUUAUUUUGUUCAUUAAAAUAUUUGUACUUUUAAAAUUCUUUGUCUCUUGAAAUACAGUGCUUUACACCCCAUCAUAUUGUGUUCUUUUUAGCAGUGGAGGCUUAUUUUGUUCUUUUGUGAGUUUGAUAUAAGGUGAAAAAAUGCCACAAUCUUAUGUUAUUAUGGUGUCAGUUUUCAUGGACUACAGACCACCUCAUCAGAUUAAACACUUUGUUGCUUUUGGGCCAUGAAUUAAUAUGGCUUCCUUUUUGGAAAUCAAUUUAAGGCAAAUUCUAUAGUGUUGUCACUUGUUAAUAGGAUGAACUUUAAUGGACAGUACAUUUCUCUUUUCUUUUUAAAGAAAAUAGUUUUGAGGAGCUCAUGGUUUUAGAAUUUUGUAUAAGAAGUUAUUUCAAUAUUCUUAUAACUUUUUUCAUUCAUGUUUACUUAGUUCUGAGCUAACUCCCCUGCAUGUUAGAAA
This is a messenger RNA of Pogona vitticeps (central bearded dragon), 4667 nucleotides long. The record is from RefSeq and is a predicted model, not a curated record. NCBI's taxonomy places the organism in Eukaryota, Metazoa, Chordata, Lepidosauria, Squamata, Agamidae.